Messenger RNA from Planococcus citri (citrus mealybug), 2706 nucleotides. Its product is annotated as gastricsin-like. Gene Ontology annotation, molecular function: aspartic-type endopeptidase activity. Gene Ontology annotation, biological process: proteolysis. Bases 170 to 1279 code for a protein of 369 amino acids. Lineage: Eukaryota; Metazoa; Arthropoda; Insecta; Hemiptera; Pseudococcidae. The transcript is spliced from 9 exons. The record is from RefSeq and is a predicted model, not a curated record.
AGUAAAUAUCAGUCACACAGAAGCAUGAUACAAAAAAAGUACGCGAAUGUUAAUAUAAAUACAAGUAAAAUCAUAUUUUCUAAUUGGAUUUUCCGGAAGUGAAUAAACUCUGAAAUGAAAUUGACGUGUUUUUUAUUAAUAUUUUUCAUUCAGACGUAUCACACAAAACAUGUUUCAGCACUUGGAAGGGCCAUCAGUGUUUUCAAGGAUACCGUUGACAAGAAUUCCUCCAACAAUGGAAAUCCUAAGCUCACACACAGUAAACAAAAACUCCAUAAUUCCGCUUGAAAACAACAGAAAUAUGAUCUAUUACGCAACUAUUUCAAUCGGAAUUCCACCUGUGAAGAUGAAAGUUGACUUUGAUACAGGAUCGCCUUACCUAUGGGUUCUUUCAGCACUUUGUAACAGUCCAACCUGCCCUGUCAACAACACUCGAUAUAACCAUACCUCCUCAAAAACGUAUCAAAAGCAAAAAUCACGAAAAACUCAUACAAUCCUGUAUGGAAAAGGAUGGACGAAAGGAUUUUGGUCACACGAUACGAUCACAAUAAACGGUGUCAAGAUUGCUAAUCAACGUUUCCUCGAAGCCACGAACGUAUCGGCGGUAGACACAAAGCAUCCAUAUGAUGGUAUAAUGGGAUUAGGUUACAAACCGUAUAGGGAUUCCAUAAACGUAAUAUCAAAAUUUUGCCAACAAAGUGAAAUCAAAAGCAGUCAAUUUUCGUUUUACUUUACCCAUAAUGUGUCGGGUAAAAAUGGAGGUGAAUUGAUUCUAUGCGGGACAGAUGAAUCCAAAUACCGAGGUCAAUUGAAUUAUGUCAAUGAAGUCGUCGAAAAAGGAAGUAGAACUAAGCAACAACUCUCAUGGAUAAUUCCAGUACAAAAUAUUUCUAUCAAUUAUGCUGACAAACGUCACACAAAAUUACCUUCACGUAUACCUAUCAGAGCUUUAGUUGAUACCGGAGUAUCCCAUAUUUAUGGACCAAGGCAGUACAUUGAUCCCAUACGCAAAGCUAUAAUACCCCCAGGCAAAAAGGUUAAAUGCGAAGAUUUCCACAAAUUUCCAAACAUAACGUUCAAGAUUGGCAGCGAAGAUUACGUACUUACAGGGAAAGAUUACUUAAUACAGCUUGAAGUGGGACACUGCGUGAUUGGUUUGGCUCACAUUGAAACACCUCAGUUUGAAUGGAUUUUGGGAGACGUUUUCCUCAGGAAGUAUUAUUCUGUGUUUGACGCGGAAAAUCACCGAGUUGGGUUCGCCGAAAGCAUACACAAUUAAAUAUUUUCAACCUGCUUUCAGUUCAAGCAAUACCUGCAUAAUUUUAUGCUCCAUUAGAAUUAAAAAGUAUCGUAAAAAAAUGUCGAAAGGGUGUUGAUCAAAUUCAGUGGAGACUUUUAAUUUGAGAUGAAAGUUACAUAGGUACUAACAAAAAUUUUUGUACCAAACAGAAGUCUAUGGAAAGAGAACCUCAAAAUACACCACCAGCCAAUAUUUCAGGUGCUGAAAUUCAUUUUUUCGAUUUUAGGCGAAUUUUUGGAAAUUCAAAGAGUAAGAAAUUUGAAAAAAAUCAAAAUUUUAUCAAAUUGACGUAGAAAGCAGAAAUUUAACGAUAAUCCUAUUUUUGACCUACCGAGUCGAUUGGUGAAGGUUUCGAACUACUCUGGAGCCUCCAGCGGAUUUAGAAAUUUCAUUUCAAAAUUAAUGCUGGAGAAAAAUACAUACCUAUUUUGAAAAUAUGCAUGUAAAUCGAUCAAAUCGGUCACUAAGAUGGUAAAAAUCCAAAUUCAUUGACGAUCAAGUUCAUUUUUUACCCAACUUGAAGCGUAUUUUCAAAACCUGGAGAAUCAGAAAAUCCGUAGGAGGCUCCAGAACGAUUUGAAAUCAUCACCAAUCGACUUGAGAGGUCAAACAUGGAGCACAAAUCAAAUUUCAGCUCUGUACGUCAAUUUCAUAAAAUUUUGAUUUUUUUCUCAUUUUUGAAUAAAAAAAAAGAAAGAAAAAAAUGUUGACUAAAAUUUUCAAAAAUUUGCCAAAAAUCGAAAAAUGAAAUUUUGGGUUAGGUUAGGAUAGUUUCCUUAUAAAGAAAAAUUUCACCACCGAAGCAUUUUCGAAAAAAUCGUGGUUUUCUUGCUUCAGAAAAAUUAGCACAGUUGUGUUCCAAAAUAUUUCUCCAGAUUCAGAAAUGAUAUCCCACGAAAUUUUGGCGCAAUAAUAUUUGAGAAGAAAAAAUCUUCAAAACACGAUUUCCCUCGAAAAUAAUCGAACCCUAAAAGUGGUCUUGGAUUUUGAUUAGAGAUAGCUGAAGUCGAUACAGGAAUCUCAAAUUAUGUCUUCUGGAACUAGACCAUUUUUUACAAAACAGGGCUGGAGAGAAAAAAGCCACAAUUUUCUCAAAAAUUCCUCUGUUUGAGAACCCACAUCUUUCUUCCAGGAGCGUCUCGGAAGCUAAGAAUUUAUCGGGGUGACUUUCGAUUCAAAAUAAAGGUUUCCGUUGAAUUUGGUCAAGAUCUUCCUGUUUGUUUUUUUCACGACCCACCCUCAUCAUAAGUCAUAAGCUUGUUACCAAUUUUUACCAAUAUCUCGAUUGUAAUUUUCAGUAAGCGUUGUAUCGUAUGUGCAUAUUUUCAAGCUUCAUGUGAUCUAUUUUGUCGUUUUGAACGUUGAAAUGACGUGAUCACGUUAAUAAAAAUUAUUUCCAUACUUCA